Messenger RNA from Pseudovirgaria hyperparasitica, 4437 nucleotides. RefSeq lists its product as uncharacterized. The record is from RefSeq and is a predicted model, not a curated record. The transcript has a single exon. Lineage: Eukaryota; Fungi; Ascomycota; Dothideomycetes; Acrospermales; Acrospermaceae. Gene Ontology annotation, molecular function: protein-folding chaperone binding; ATPase inhibitor activity. Bases 468 to 4091 code for a protein of 1207 amino acids. Gene Ontology annotation, cellular component: cytoplasm.
CGAACGGCCAACGCUAUUGCUGCUAUCUGCUAUACCCGCUUCCCCAGAACGCCGGCGCCCGUCAAUUGCUCAUGUCCGACUGUUGAGUGAGCACGCUCUCGCGACCACUUCUCCCACAAUUUCUCGACACCCUACAUCCUUCUCCCCUCUACAUCUCGAUAUACCCUCAUAGAUCUCGUUCGCGAGUCUUGAGGGGCUGUCGCAAACAACGACGACGACACGCCGGUCGUGGCACGCCUCCGCCCUUAUUCGACAGCAGCUGUUGUAAUUCACCUACGCAAUUCACCUACGCAUACACACAAAAACACACACUCCACCAUCCGCCUCACUCGAAACCCUUCUGCGGUCACGCUGGCAAUGGGCCUGGUUCUGCACUCGACUCGCGAAAUCCACGUAGCUCUUGAUGCACGUAUAACGCCUUUUCCUUUGCCUUCAUCUAUGGCGCGAACUGUCUGCCUGCUACAAGUAUGCUCAGCAACCUCUUGAAUCUUCAAGGCCUCACGCGGUCCCACCCGCGGCAAACCACCUCCUACGAGUCGACCACUGAAGAUGCUCAUACCAAAGCCCUCCUCUUCCCUGAAGCAACCCAUUUCCCGAACGCCAUAUCCUCCGCCUUCGAAGCCUCGAGCCCCCAAAGUCCUGGUCCUGGGUAUGAUGGAAUACAAGGCGAGAUUGAUUUGGAGCAUUCAAGGGACAUACGAAUCAUAAUUGCUCAAGAUGAAGCUGGUUCGACUCCAAGGUGUGCGCUGUUCGAUUCGAAGCAGUCAUUCCCACGCGCCGAUUCUUCAAAGACGUUCAGCGGCCGCUCAGCUCGUCCGUACUCUGUAUACAACAGCAAGAAUGCUGCAACCCCUCCAGCCACUGUACAGGGCCAUGCACGACGCUCAUCCUUGGUCUCGGAUACUUCGACCUCUCGCUCCCCAGCCAGUAGUGCUUUCCAGCGUAUACCCUCUAGAGCAUCGUCCAUUUCGUCCAUGCCUAAUAUCGAUCACUUAACCUCCCUCAACCGCCGACAAUCCGAGGCUGAUGCCAAUAUCCAGAGCACCUGUCUAGACUGCAUGUUUGGCAAUAUCUCCAUGGGCUAUAAAGGCACUGGUAAUAAGCUUCAUAUUAUCCCACUUGAACCGCGUGCGAUAGAUCAAAGCAUAGCAUCCUACGCAUCUGAAGGUCAAGGGUCCUUGCCAAAGGGAGAGGCUCGUAAGAGAAGCAACCUAGCGACUUCGUACACCCCUGCGAAUCCACCUCCAGACAUGAUGAACCCUCGCUUAUCUGCCUCGCCUGACCAGUCAUCUAAAGAGCGUCGACGAACUGUCAUGGUCAGCCGGAUCUUCUCUGUUUCUCUGCCUGACGAAGUCGAAGCUGGCGACAGCACAAACGUCAGUACUCCGACUCCUCAAAACUCUACUUCGCAAGGCAACGCAUUUCCCUUCUCCUCAUCCACUGGUACUGGAGCAUCUACACCAGGAGGUUAUUUUCGGCGUUCGAGAGCACCAAAGUUACCCAUGUAUGGCGUUUCGAUCAUCAUGCAGUUACCGAUUGCACCAAAGCCGCCCAAAGCCUCUAGCAACGUUGGUUCAUUUCCGGGACACGAGUCGCUUGGUUCGUCCGUGGACUCCGACCAACGAGGUGGCUGGUCCUGGGUAGACUCAAGCUUUGGAGUCGAUUCGUUACUCUCUGCGUCCUUCAGCAGCGAUGUAGAUGAUCGCGUCGAGAUUGUUGGGCAACACUGGGAUGUCCUUAUCAGGACCCUUACGAGUCUUCAGUUCAUCGUCCAGGAGAGGGUUCUUGCCCAGUUCAAAGCCACUGACGCGUCUACUGUCAAGACGUCACAGGCUCCUAGGAUGCAGCGGGCUGUAGGUCGAGAGCCCUUGUCUCAGGUCGCUCCACGUCGUAGCUUGAGACUUCAGCCAUAUGCAUUGGCAGCAGAUCAGCAUAUUCAGGCCGCUGUUCGCGCCGCUGGAGAGCGGGUAGUACGUGGAAUGAAAAUACCCCGCGUGUCACUUGGCCAAUCCCGUUGGGGCAUCUGGCGAGAUGAAGCAAGAUGGUUGGGUAAGUGGGCAGGUGGUAAAGAGGAAAAUUUCUUCUUCUUUACUCUUCUCACUGCUUUCUUGGGCCACCACACCGAGUGGCUCAAUGUUAUAGGUCCGAAAAGGUAUAGGAGACUGCACAUCCAGCAGCAAAAGUCUAGUGCUGGAGAGGAUUUGACCAUAUCCAAUCGCACCGUUAUUGUGGGUCCGGAUAAGAUGGCCGCCCGUCGCUUGAUCUUCUUACUUUCUGCCUUUCUGCCUGCCUCUGGCCACGCUCCGUCGUAUGAUGGCGCAUCACCCAUCAGACCUAGUACGUCUGCUUCAGUGCGGGGUUACUCUCAAUCUCCCCCUCAUCAGAUGGCACUGGCACGUCAGAAAUCGCUUCGCAGGACUAUCAAUCGAAGGGGUCGCCCAAGUCAGACACAUUCAAGGCACGUGGCUACACACAGGAACGUUGCGCAGCCUUCUAGUGGCACAAGCGACGAUAGAAGCGAGUCGAUCCCUUUCGAUGCCGAAUAUUUGAGAGGUCAUUCGCGGCGACCGUCUGAAGCACGUUCGACCAUAUCGGUUCAAACUAGCACGCUUGCCUUUCCACCGUUGUCUGAAAGUCCAACUGGUGGGAAGAGUAGCGCAACCAUCACACCGACCGCCGCUCCGGAUGCGCCCAGACCUGUUCCCCAUUUCGCAAUGCAGCGCACAAAUUCCUCGGGUCUGAUGAAUGAUGUAGAUUCUACUAGCUGCGAGAGUAUAGCGUCCUCAAAUCUCAUGCACAACCUCAGACGCACCAGCCACCAUGAAAGACAUCCAAAUCUCGAUACACAGUCUUCCGGGAGCAAAUGGUCGUCUAUCAUGAGCUUCUGGAACGGUGGCAGAAGAUCCUCAUCAAACGACACGAGUGACAUUCUCCAGUCCACAGAUGAAGGACUUGGUAUUUGUGGACAGCCAUACAGAAGUCCACCAGAUGGACGUACCUUGAACAAGCUCGAAAUGAUGGUUCUCGAAGCAGAUCAAGUUAACCAGCUCAGCGGGACUGAUUACGACAAUGAGACGAACGAGGAAGCCGUUGACGAUCAAGCUAGUGAAGAAGCCGUCACUAUCAGUGGUAUUCCCAGCUCUGGAGCCAGGGACAUUCCUCACCGAAAUAAGUCUGUCUAUGAACCAUUGAAGCUAUCUAUAAACGAGAACGAUGGAGUGAUUGAUGUAGACAUUCCACUUCCUGGUUUUAGUGGGUCUCCAGUGCGGUCCCCAUCUAUACCGAGUCUUAAUCCAGGAUCAUUCGGAGGUUCGAGUGUUCAUUCGUCGCAUGGUUCAUUUUGCCAUGGUGAUUAUGAACAACCCAUCAACGUGGCAGGCUGGCUAGGAAAGUUUCAUGCAGAUUUCGAACUACAAGGCGUUAGCCCAUACGCCAAUCUGGAGCAAGAUAUUCGCAAGGCAAUGAGCGCGGAGCCUACACCAGUGAUGGCAGCGAUUACCCCGAAUCUGGAGUCUGGUCCUACGGAGAAGUGGGUGGAUGUUUGCAGCGCUCUGAUUGCAGAUGCGCGCAGCUUUACCGUGAAGCGUCUUCGACUGCGACGCCUCGUCCGACUUGUCCCAAUCCCCAGCCAGCCAGCUAUCACUCCAACGCCGUUCGCCAUGGCUCCACCUCGUUUGCCGUUCACAGACCCUUACCAAAUCAGUCAGACACCUCCUCCCGUACCCAUGUCGGAAUUGCAUCUAGAAGAGAAAUUUACGGAGGAGUCUGUCAUGGACAUUGACGACACUCUGGCUGAUGCUAUUGAGCGUGUUCUUGCUCAUAGUGGAGCUUCGUCCCGCGCACAAUCACAACCGUCAUCACGAUCCGGCUCAGUGCGUGGGCGCAAAGGUGCAACAGAUGUCCCCACGCCGCCUGUGGUGGAAAUCCCUCGCACCGAAUGCAGGGAUCUCGUCUUCGGAGCUUUGGAGCAAAUCGUCAAGAGCGUACAAGAGGAACGGACUGCGAAUAAUCUUGCCACCGAGCGCAGGAGCCGCAGCGCAGAAUCAACCUUACGGGAAGGUAUAAAGCGUUGGCUGACCGAGGUGGAAUGAAUUCACCUCGUCUUUCUUUCCUUAAGUCGUGAUACCAGUCUUUCCUAUCUUCAAGCUAACGGCCGCUUUCCUAUGACAUGCAAGAGGGAAUAUAGAGAGCAGGGUCAAAUAGAUCUACGAAGGCUUCGUUGUAAUGGAGCCCGUUUGCGUCGAUCAGUCUUGUUUUUACUACUUACUGCGUUUGAGCGGGCGUUUUGGAAUUUACCUGUUUUACAUACCCAGCAUCCGAGCUCACAUAGGGGUUUUUCAUAUCACUCCCUUGCACCGUGACGAACCCCCCGUGCAGGGAGACGGCCGAAAUCACACAUAUAGAAGAAACACUAGCAAUGAAAUUAUUCUAGAUGCA